Messenger RNA from Electrophorus electricus (electric eel), 2646 nucleotides. It is a transcript of the gene tctn2, whose product is annotated as tectonic family member 2. NCBI's taxonomy places the organism in Eukaryota, Metazoa, Chordata, Actinopteri, Gymnotiformes, Gymnotidae. Gene Ontology annotation, biological process: cilium assembly; protein localization to ciliary transition zone; smoothened signaling pathway. Gene Ontology annotation, cellular component: MKS complex. The record is from RefSeq and is a predicted model, not a curated record.
AUGCCAAAAACGCCAUCAGAUGUCUGUUUGAAUCUUGUGUCUCAGAUGUUGCUAGUUGUGAUGCUUUUGAAAGAAGAUGCUACAUGCAGUGUUGUGCAUCUGCCUUUUUGGUCGGGAAUGUGUCGGACAUAUCUCUGACCAUCAGCAAUGUCUCGCCCUCCAACACCACAGGAGGCCUCCCUCCACCCUCCUGUGCUCCAUCCUCUUCUGUUCAGUGGACUCUGUCUCAGGAGCUUAUGGGAAGGAGUGGCCUCCUGGUGCGUGUCAGUCUUAACCGGAGCCUGCAGCUGUGUGGGAAUGAGACGGAGUGCUGUGCUCGGCCACUGUGUGUCAGGGAGACCUUGCGAGUGUCUGCAUGUCAAGGCAACACUCUCCUAACAUCUCUCACUGUGCAGGCUGAGAUCUAUGCUCUUCUGCCCUCUGCUGGCCAUGUGUCAGGAAAUAAGACGGUGAUCCCUAACCAGGUGUUCCAGCCCCUGGGACGUUGCCCAUGUGACCUGUUGCCAGGAGAAUGUGACAUACGGUGCUGCUGUGACCAAGACUGUACUCCAGAACUGCUGUCGCUUUUUGCUGGUCAGUGUCUUCCUGGACCAUUUGGAGGGCAUGUCACUCCUGCUCCAGACUACAGCUGCUCCGCCCAGUCUGCUGAAAAUGCUCCUGAUUGGUUCCCUUUUCUCUGCGUGACCUCUCCCUCUGAAAACAACCCUUUACUAGGACUCUUCUACCAGGGGAAGACAGUUACCCCAAAGCCUGCUCCAUCUUUUCAGACUAAGCAGGUAACGCCUCCUGCACCUCCCACAAGCUACCGCCAGGGGGACCCCAUCUUCAGGAUGGACGACCAGUACUUCACCAUCCCACAGAUGGCCGUGCUGGGGCGGUGUUUGGAGAAGGCCCCGGUGGCCUUCCUGCAGGACUUUGAGGCCGCGUGUGUGAGUGUCCUGCAGGAGUGCCCAGGACCGGCAGCUGAGCUGGGCGUGGCAGUGAGAGACGGGCUGGGAGGAGUCGUCACAGUCAGUGUUGUGGAUGAAGUGAUCACAGACCCCAGCUCAUUCCUUUCAAAUCCUGCAAAAGUUGAUUCUGCAGGCCCAGCGCAGGCAUCUGGGAAACAGCUGUGCGUCAGUGUGGUUCUUGCAUUGAGCUACACCAUGUACUGGAAGAGCAAUGGUCUCUCUGCCAUCAGUGUUACCCGCCGCAUUGGAAACGUCACUUUCAACCCCGGAGUGUCUCUAACCAACAGAUACUCUGCACUGUUUGUGAAUGGAAAUGUAACCGCUCAGCACAACUCGGGUAACCCAGGUUAUCAGGUAGGAAGGCCUGUGAUUGGUGGAUUUUUGGAUUCUACAACUGGAGCUAUACGAAGAGCUCCAAUCAGCCUCUGGCAAGCAGUGGGAAAUGGCCAGUGCUCGACUGCUGACCUGAGACCAGUCCUUUAUGGGUUGAACUCCACAUCAGGCUGUCUGGUGUCCGUAAGCCUGCUGAACCUCACGCAGUGCAGCCAGUUCAGAGAAACAGUCUGGACAGCUUUGGCUGCAUUGGUUCCUGCUACAUUGGUGUCCAGGACAGGAAAGCCAGACUUUUCCACACUGGCCAACUGGACUCGUGUUACCACUGUGGUGCAGAACUCCAGUCAGCCAGCAGGGGUCAGCAGUGGUGUAUGUUCUGGAGUUCCAACUCAUCUGCACAUUCACAUCAGGAGUGCCAUCAUGGGAACGGUGGAAGGUGUGCCACAGAACAUGAUCGAGGCAGUAGAGUUAAGUUUUAAAGAGACUACAUGGAGUGUAGAGUGUGAUACAUCUGGGAGUAACCCCUGUGUGACUCCUGACUUGAUGCAGUCUUUCUCUAUAACCUCUUCUGUGACCUUUACUGUGGCACCCAUCAGCUUGGAAGUCCCUAAGACCAGAUUCCGCAUUAACUUCACAGAGUUUGACUGUGAGAGGAAUGAUGUGUGCUGGCCUGAGCUUGUGUUCCCUCUCACAACCUACUACAAAGGCGAGCCUCACUCCCAGGCUCUGGCUAAAGGACUCAUCCUUGUGUUCUUCUUCAUCGCCGCCUCUGUGCUCGGAACGCCGUGGAGACAAAUCAGACAAGCAUGGGGCAGCAUCCAACUCUGACAGCUUUGUGUGUGUGUGUGUGUGAGGGAGAGAAGACAGAGAGAAAUAGACAUUAGGUUUUUUGUGAGAAUGUGCUGUAAUUGUGUGUGUAUAAAAAGUUUUAGCGAGAAUGUACUUAAACUGUCUUUGUGAAUGAUGACUAAGUGUGAGUGUGGGUGAGAGUGGGAUUUAAAAAAAAAAAAAAAAAAUUGUCGUCUGAACCAGCUCACUAAUCUACUUGUCUUAAAUGAUUGAUCGCAUCGACUUGCUGUAUUUCACAGUGCAAAGUGCACAGUACAAAUUGAGAUUAUUUUCUCUUCGAAUGUGUUUCGAUUACAGUGUUAGCUGCUACCUGGCUUCCUAUAAACUAAUGUUUGAACCAAUCUGUCAGCUGUAUGGAAUAAUCGUGUUUAAAAAUUUUUUUUAAACGGAUUUUUUUUUACUUUUUAAAACUUAUUUGGAUGGUAUGAGACAUAAUAGAUAGUUGUAUGUUAAUAUUAUUUAUUGUGACUUUUUCUUUUUAAUUGUUACGCAAUACAUUUUUACUUAAAUCUUA